AUGACACCCAAAAGCAGCAGGCAACUGUUUCAGAUGAUCUCUACUCACCUGACCGGCCACUCCAACCGACGCCGUCUCAGUUCUCCGUUAGGCCCGUGGCAUUCCUUUGACUUGUCCUGGAAGUGGCAAUACUCCCCCUCUACUAAUACCCUGUUCCACCGUGAGGGUCACCUAUGGAUCCCUUCCUGGACGCUGUCCGCGCCUCGGUCUCUGUCUUCCCUAGUCGUUUUCCGAUCCACAAGAGCCGGGUCCUCCUCCACUCUACGGGCCCUCACCUACCAGCGAACCCACCUGCCCCCCCCAUCUUCCAUCCUUGACCUCUGGCAUCACUUUGGCAGUCUGGCUGAAUCAGGUUCUCACGGCUGGGUUCCAGAGGUCAUUACCAUUGAAGGUAGUGAGUACCGCCUGGUUCAGGCCCUUCGCGCCGGUACCCUUUGUGCUGUGAGCGACGGCUCUUACAAAGCUAAAGUGGGCACAGCAUGCACUCAACUUCUAACUGAGGACCGCAGGGAUAUCAUCUGGAUCACCUGCCAAACCCCUGGGAAAUUUGAUGACCAGAGUUCCACGCGCAGCGAAUUGAUUGGUCUUAUGGCCUCUCUCCUGGUGUUGGACUGGAUGUCUCAGGUCGCCCACCUGAAACUCUUUGCCAGCCAACCGUCGGUUGAGAUGGCCUGCGACGGGCUCAUAGCUCUUGAUAAGUCCUUCUCCAAAGCCCACCUGUCAUCGUCUGGUGCUCAAUUUGAUCUGGCCUCCACCAUCCGGGCCUUGCUUCGCCACCUUCCCCUCCAAGUUCAUCGGCGCCAUGUUAAAGGACACCUGGACAAGCACCGGCCUUUCUCCCAACUGGACUGGUGGGAGCAGCGCAAUGUGGAAGUUGACUUCAAAGCACAGUCCUACCGCCGCCUGCUGGAGUCUACAGGCCGUUCUGCCGCCUCCAACCCCCGCUUCUUCCAUGAACCUGUGUCUUUAUUCAUCGACGGUGUUAAGUCUUCCAAACUGGAUCAGGCUCACAUCAUGGAGCUGGUCUCUCUUCCUGCCCUUCGAGCAUAUUGGUCCUCCAAGGACCGCCCCAUAGCAAAGAACUUUUGA
Molecule: messenger RNA, 1089 nt
Organism: Cylindrotheca closterium
Lineage: Eukaryota; Bacillariophyta; Bacillariophyceae; Bacillariales; Bacillariaceae
Source: the annotation of a GenBank genome assembly